Molecule: messenger RNA, 771 nt
Organism: Venustampulla echinocandica
Lineage: Eukaryota; Fungi; Ascomycota; Leotiomycetes; Helotiales; Pleuroascaceae
Product: Acetyltransferase
Exons: 3
Coding region: 1-771 (256 amino acids)
Molecular function (GO): acyltransferase activity, transferring groups other than amino-acyl groups
Source: RefSeq, a predicted model, not a curated record
AUGGCGCAGAAUAAUAGCAACGGUACGUUAGUUAUUGAGAAAACGAGUAAUCCCACCCCGGAACCCACGGAAGAAGUUCGCAUCGUCCCCAUCGACGAAUUCGAAGAAGCUGCCCAGUGCCUCUCAGAAGCAUUUGCCGUAGAUGAAGUAGCGCGAUAUUUCGUUGACACAGAUGACAUGUCUACUUGCACGGAGGAGUACAAGUAUAAAGUGCACUGCAACAUCAUCCGCUACCUAACCGCAGCACACUGCUACAAAGGGCUCGUAACGACCAUCGGGCCGAAUUAUGACGCUGUUGCUCUCUGGCUGCCUCCAGGGCAAAACCCGGAUGACUGGUGGACUUUCUUCCGCAGUGGCUUGUGGAGAUUGUACUAUCAGCUGUCUUCAGAGGGUAGGAAACGCUUCUUCGAUGAGUUCUUCCCCCUCCUGCAUCAUACCAAACAUGCUGUGAUGGGUGAGCGUGACGACGACUCGUACUACUUGGUGUACCUCGGAAGCAAACCUAGUUCCCGCGGAAAGGGGUACGCCCGCAAGCUGAUCGAAUGCAUGACCGCUCAGGCCGAUCUCGAAGGCCGCGCAACAUACCUCGAGUCUAGCGCUGAAGCCAAUUUGCCGUACUACAAGAGAUUUGGCUUCGACCACAAAAUGGAUAUCCAGCUCGAGCGUGGCCCGAAGCCAAUCAAAUUGCAUAUCAUGGUUCGUGAGCCGGAGAAGAUGGCUGAGAGUUCGGUGAAGGUGACCCGGACGACUGUGAGCAUCCGAGCUCUUUAA